Messenger RNA from Heteronotia binoei (common prickly gecko), 1767 nucleotides. Its product is annotated as vomeronasal type-2 receptor 26-like. NCBI's taxonomy places the organism in Eukaryota, Metazoa, Chordata, Lepidosauria, Squamata, Gekkonidae. The transcript is spliced from 5 exons. The coding region runs from base 1 to 1767 and encodes 588 amino acids. Gene Ontology annotation, cellular component: membrane. Gene Ontology annotation, biological process: G protein-coupled receptor signaling pathway. Gene Ontology annotation, molecular function: G protein-coupled receptor activity. The record is from RefSeq and is a predicted model, not a curated record.
AUGUCGUUUCUGUUGCUGUUGUUACUGCUGCUUCUUCAAGCACGUUGCAUUGCUCACCUUGCUAUGUGCCACAUGAAUAGCCCCUUUCAGAUCCCACAUGAGUAUUAUCAGAAAGGUGACUUUAUCAUUGGUGGAAUUACUUCUCUGCUUUCAAACUACUUUCGUCUUGUAGACUUCAAACAACAUCUUGAUCCAUGGUUUUAUCAGCAACCUGUCGACAGACCAGAGAAAAAUUUGUAUGUCCUCUCCUUGGUAUAUGCUGUAAAAGAGAUCAAUAAGAACCCCGAUAUCUUAGCAAAUAUCACUCUGGGAUUCCACAUCUAUCAUAGCUACUAUGAUGAAAGGUUGACUUAUAAGAGCAUCUUCAGCUUCACUGCUGUGCAGGAUUUGUCCAUCCCAAAUUACAACUGUGAGACCCAGAAGAACCUGGCAGCAGUAGUUGGAGGACUAGACUCAGAAACAUCAUUUUCAAUGACUAACAUCUUACCCAUUUAUAAGAUUCCACAGCUUCACUAUUUCCUGAGGGGCAUCUCAUUUAACAACAGUGCUGGAGAGGAAGUGACUUUCGAUCAGCGCAGUGAACUAAAAAGUGGAUUUGACAUUACAAAUUGGGUUACCUUUCUGAACAACUCCUUCUUAAGAGUGAAAGUAGGGCAGAUGGAUCCACAGGCUUCACCUGGCAGUCAACUCACCAUUAAUGAAGAAAUCAUCACCUGGCAUAGCACAUUUAGUCAGGUGCCACCUUCUUCGUUGUGCAAUGAAAACUGCCCUGAUGGUUACAGCAGGAAAAUGCAAGAGGGGAAGCCAUUUUGUUGCUAUGAUUGCUCUCUUUGUCCCGAAGGAAGGAUUUCAGACCAGAAGGAUAUGGACAAUUGCUUCCCAUGCCCAGAAGAUCAGUAUGCAAACCAAGACCGAGACCAAUGUCUUCCCAAAGUUUUGAACUUCCUUUCUUAUGAUGAAAAUCUGGGAAUCACCUUAGCUAUCCUGGCUGGUUCCCUUGCUCUGAUCACAGCUGUGGUUCUUGGCAUUUUUAUUCAGCAUCAAAGCACCCCCAUUGUCAAAGCCAACAAUCGGGAUCUCACAUACAUGCUCCUCAUUUCAUUAAUUCUUUGCUUCCUCUCCUCUUUGUUAUACAUCGGCCGCCCUGGAACAGUGACCUGCCCUCUCCGACAAAUAGCCUUUGGCAUCAUCUUCUCAGUGGCUGUUUCUUGUGUCUUGGCAAAAACCAUCAAUGUGAUUCUGGCCUUCAUGGCCACCAAGCCAGGAUCCAGAAUGAGACUUUGGAUAGGCAAAAGAUUGACAAACUUAGUUGUUCUUUUUGGCUCCAUUAUUCAAGUUGUUAUUUGUACCAUUUGGCUAGGUGUUGCUCCUCCAUUUCCAGAUGUUGACAUGCAGUCUUUGGCUGAAGAAAUUGUUGUAGAGUGUAACAAAGGAUCAGUUGCCAUGUUUUAUUUGGAUCUGGGAUAUACAGCAUUGAUGGCAAUGGUCAGCUUCAUUGUGGCUUUCUUUGCCAGGAAGUUGCCUGACACCUUUAACGAAGCCAAGUUCAUCACUUUCAGCAUGUUGGUGUUUUGCAGUGUUUGGAUAUCAUUUAUUCCAACUUACCUGAGUUGCAAAGGGAGAUAUAUGGUGGCUGUGGAGAUCUUUUCCAUGUUGGCUUCCAGCACUGGCUUACUUGGAUGUAUUUUUGCUCCCAAAUGUUAUAUAAUUGUCCUGCAACCUCAUCUAAAUAGCCAAGGGCAGCUGAUACGGAAAAGUAAGAGUUGA